Klebsormidium nitens is the source of this 1021-nucleotide messenger RNA. The record is from the annotation of a GenBank genome assembly. Lineage: Eukaryota; Viridiplantae; Streptophyta; Klebsormidiophyceae; Klebsormidiales; Klebsormidiaceae.
CCUCGACCUCAUGCAUGAGGCUUCCAAGUUCCAGGACAAUCUUUCAAGAGAGGUUCAAGGGCGAGCUUUUCAGCAGAUCUUUGAAGUUUGCUUCGAUUUGCGCUCUAUUGCGUCCCAUCCCAGCUCAGGACAUGGCCGCUCUUGCCUGCCACGCCACCACCUCCGUUGCAUUGAGCCGGCCCUUGUUCCAAAGUGCGCGAUCGUCAUCAAGUGCUGCAGCUGCCAUUAGCCACAUUGGCUUCUGUCCAGCUUCUUCGUUCGUUCCUCUGACAAACUUUCCGGGUGUACGUACGCAGCAGAAAGCAGUGCUGGAGUUGAGAAAGAUGUCGACAGCGCCCCAAGCUGCCCUCAAGGAGGUGGUGAAGACAGACAAGGCUCCUGCCGCGCUUGGACCCUACUCUCAAGCAAUCAAAGCUGGCAACACGCUCUACUUGUCAGGGAUCCUUGGCCUCAUUCCUGAGACAGGGAAGUUUGCCGGCGAGACAAUUGCCGAGCAAGCCGAGCAGGUUAUGAAGAACAUGGGGGAGAUUUUGAAGGCUGGCGGCUGCGACUACAGCAACGUGGUGAAAACGACGAUCCUGCUGGCGGACUUGGCCGAUUUCCAAACAGUGAAUGGUAUCUACGGCAAGCACUUCCCUGAGAACCCUCCCGCUCGCUCCACCUUUCAAGUAGCACGGCUGCCACUAGAUGCUAGACUAGAAGUAGAAGCGAUAGCAAUUGUUCAAUAGUUCGUUUCAAUUGCUAUGGGAUAGCGAUUUCGCAGACGUGGAACAUGUUGCAUUGGCGCUAGCGGCUCACUGAUUUUGGAUCCUGCUGAUGCUUCAGAGAGGCUUUUUGCAAACCACCACUAGUUAUGUGCCAUUCCUGGGGGUCAAUAUAACCGAGUGGUUCAAAAGAGCCAUAGUUUUAAUUGUCGGAAAGUUUUUCAGGUUUACUUGCGAUAGGCACUUUUGGCGGGCAGGCGGCCGCUUGUACAUAGCCGUUUAAGCAUAAUGAUGUCAAUGAAAAGUGCGAUGUGGUG